AUGUCCAGCGGCACAACCGCUCCCCCGCGAGGCUCGCCGCCCGCGCAGACCAACGACGCAGGGCCUUCAGACACUCCCACGUCUCCGGGACGGCCCUCGUCAACGCCAGAGCCGCCGGCAUCCCAAACAACGCCGCCGCCGCCGCCUCCUGACACAACGUCUUCCACGCCUAACCCUCCGCAGAAGACGUCCACCUCGGAGACGCCCGACCCUCCGCCAUCGUCGACUUCCACUCCGCCGCCGCCUCCUGACACGACGACACAGCCGCCUCCGUCCAGCACCGAAUCACCGCCCUCGAGUACGGCAGAGCCGCCAUCCUCCACUUCGUCGACGCCCACCAACAGCCUGCCAAGCGGCACCACCUCCACCUCCACCUCCACGGCAACCCCCAACGGCGUCGCCGGCAAGGACAACAACGGCGGUCUUGAUUCCAAGGCAAAGGUGGCCAUUGGCGUUGUUGUGCCCAUUGUUGCUAUUGCCAUCUUGGCCGUCAUUGGCCUUUUCCUGUGGAAGAAGCGUCGCGCGCGCAGGGCAGCAGAGGCCGAGCGUCGCAAGGAGGUCGAGGACUAUGCCUACAACCCGAAUGCAGAUCCGACCAUCCCGACGGUGGGCAUGGCGGGGGGAGACUCGUACGAGAUGAGGGAGGAAGGGCCUGCCGGCUAUCGCGGCUGGGGAUCAACCACGCUUGGUGGCUCAACCGGCCGCAAGGCUUCGACGACCAUUUCUGGCGCCACCAAUGGGUAUUCCGACAUUGGCCCUUCCCGGGGUAACAUGUCCGAGUCGGCACUGCUGGAUAACCCAGAGGGCGAGAUCCUCGGCGCCAUGGGCCCGUCAGCCGCCAACAACCGCGGCGAUGUUCGACGAGGGGCUUCCAAUGCCUCCUCCUCAUACAGCGCAACCGGCAGAUCGGACGGCUCCGACGUGGGUGCGGGCAUGGCCUACAGCUCCAACGGCGGCGGCUACUACGAUUCGUAUGGCCAGAACCCGUACGACGCCGGCUUCGGUGGUGCUGGCGAGAUGCCCGGUCCCCCCAUUAUCCGCGAUAAUCCCGCGCGACGCAGCACGCGUGUCGAGAGCCCUGGUCACUUUCCUCAGCAGAGCGCUGGCAUUUCCCAGAACUUUUAG
Molecule: messenger RNA, 1125 nt
Organism: Trichoderma reesei QM6a
Lineage: Eukaryota; Fungi; Ascomycota; Sordariomycetes; Hypocreales; Hypocreaceae
Exons: 2
Coding region: 1-1125 (374 amino acids)
Source: RefSeq, a predicted model, not a curated record